Manis pentadactyla (Chinese pangolin) is the source of this 1440-nucleotide messenger RNA. Its product is annotated as basic proline-rich protein-like. Bases 1 to 1440 code for a protein of 479 amino acids. The record is from RefSeq and is a predicted model, not a curated record. NCBI's taxonomy places the organism in Eukaryota, Metazoa, Chordata, Mammalia, Pholidota, Manidae. The transcript has 4 exons.
AUGCUCCUGCUUGUGGCUGGUGGAAACCUGCGCACGCGGGGUCGGGAGCCCCUCUGGUCACCCGCUGCCCCUCGGGAAGAGCCUCCCCAGCCCGGUCGAGCUUCCUCCCGGGCCCCCGGGGACAGGCGAGGCGGGGCUCCGGAACUCCCGGGCGCCAUCGCCCGGCGGGGCGGGCGGCUCCAACCAGCCCGAACCGGCCGCGAGGGCGGAACAAAGGCGCUUUGUGCGCGGGGCAACCGGCCUGGGGUCCGAGAGCGGCCUGCCCGGCGCAGGCCGAUGGCCAGCGAGCCUCGCGUCUGGGCCCCCGAACCCUGCUCCCGCCCAGCGCCCGGGCCCCGGCCCCUGCUCCGCGCCCGCCCCGAGCCCCCGCCUGGCCCGCUCGUCCCCCCGCCCGCCGGUCGGUGUGUCCGGCCAGCGGCCGCCCGUCCCCACUCGGGCACUCACCUCGGCGGCGACCCCUCGCGGGCCUCGGCGCACGGUCACGGCGGCGGGGACGGAGGCGCUAGAUCACGGAACCCAUUUGCAGCAGACACGGCGGGUGGCCGCUCCACGACCGCGAAGCGCGGAAGAUACUGGGCGUCCAGCACGCCGGCCCGGCGUCCGGUCCCUGCCGCCUUGCAGGGACCUCCCAGCGAUGGGAAGCUGGAGAGCCCGCAGUGUCCGCUGGCCGCUGUGGAACCCACACCCCUUUUCCCCCAGCUCCAGUCUGCAUCCUGCUGCUGGCAGGGUGCAGCCUUGGGCCGUUCCUCUGCGGGCGCCUUUCUCCCUCCCUGCGCCCCCGCCGCCGGCCGUCGUCCCUCCGCGCGCCCCCUUCCCGUGCCUGCGCGCCUUUGUGGCUGCGUCCCUCGCGGCAUCCUCCCCCGCGCCCGCGGCCCCGUGUCCCUGCACCCCUCGCGUCCCGCCCCCGGCCGCGCCCGCGCCCCUCCCCCGCCGGUACCGCAUUGCCGUACUGCAGGGGCGCAGUGCAUUGCGCCCGCGCCGUCAGUAGGUGGACCCCCUCCUGCAGAGAUAAAACCGCCGGCGCCGGCGCCGCCAGUCCCUCUGGCUGAGACCUCGGCUCGGGGUAAGGACGCUUGGCCUCGGGGCCCCCCGCCCCGGCCCCCAGCUUUCCGCAGCGGGUCCCCUCCCCGGGGGCAGGUCCUGGACGCAGAGAGGAGCUGGGGCCCGGCGCCUGGCGAGGCUGCGCUGCUGGCCGCGGGGAUCCGCCGCCCACCCCGGGCGCCCGGACCGGCGCUGGGGUCGGUCCUUGCGGGCGGCGGGGAGGAGGGUGGGAGCCCCGCGGCGCUUGUUUACGAGGCGGCGGCCGUCGCUGCUAGCCGUGACCUUGGGACCGCCCGGGGCCCCGCGGGGUUGGGGCAGGGUCUUCAGUGCUGGCGGCUGGUGGGGGUCGGGCCACUGGGGGUGCCCUGGCGACGGAGGCAGUGGAGGGGGUGGCCGUGA